Molecule: messenger RNA, 3514 nt
Organism: Nasonia vitripennis (jewel wasp)
Lineage: Eukaryota; Metazoa; Arthropoda; Insecta; Hymenoptera; Pteromalidae
Exons: 10
Coding region: 78-1652 (524 amino acids)
Source: RefSeq, a predicted model, not a curated record
UUUCUUUCAUUAUUCCAUAUUUUUCAUAAUAAUGUCAAUUACUUUUUUUCCAUUAUUAUCAUCCAUCAAUAUUUCAGAUGAAUUCGAAAAACUCCGGUUCUAUUUCUCCUCGCAAAGCUGCUGCGAAUUUGAAUAGAAGUAUGCAGUCCCUCAAAGAAGGCUUUAAACCUGCACCUUCUUCAAAAGGUCAACGCUACAAGUCGACAGCUCAACCGAGCAAUUAUCAAUCCCAGUCAUUGAUCUCCAAGACGCCUGGACCGUACCGACCACGACCAGCAGUAGCAGCACGACCAACAGCACCAGCACGACCAUCAUCGACAUCUCAAUCUUUCACGCAAUUUCAACCGCGUGCAACGUCGACACAGAAGUCGAUCAACGCAGCACCAACAUCUCUGCCGCGUGUACAGCCACCUAAUCCAGGAUCAUCGUACUCACGGCUGGCCGAUGAAGCAUCAACGUCUCGUUAUCAGAGCCGCGGCCAAUCAUUAGCGAGACAAAAUGUAGUGGUGCAGCAGGAUUCUGUGGCGAUCCAACAACUCAACAGCAAAAUCGACUUUUUAAAUCGAAAAAUUGCCAAGUUGGAAAGCUCAAACAACGCUAUGAAUACCAGACUCGCCAACUUGGAGAAAACUGCCAGUGACAUCAAACAAGGCAUCAAGAGCGUGGAGCAAGUAGCUCGAUCGAUGCACGAGAUAUUGGCUAAUAUUACCAGGAAUAAUAACAGAAGGGCAACAACGCGAUCUGCCUCCCGUCCUUUCAAGUCAACCGCUGACCUCAUAGCCUUUGACGAUUGCAGUGAAGAGAAAUUUCGACACCUUGUUGACUACCUCGACUACAUAAAAGGGUUGAAUCCAACGGAUACAGCAGCUAAAUUCAUCAAGAACUGCUUUAUUAUCGACGAGGACCUCUUCAGGAAUUUGACAUGGCACGGCUCCAAAACGAACGACCAUCUGAUGGCUUUGAAGAGCACAAAGUUCGCGAAAGCUUGCGCAGAAGCUAUGCCGUUAAACCCGAUCACGCUGAAGAAGCCGACAGAGGAUCAGUUUUCCGUGGCCAUGACAAAGGCCCUGAAAAGUGCUAAGGAGGGUUAUAGAAGGAAGAGAAAACAGCCAACCUUCAAUGAGGAUAUCAUCGCGUUGCAACCACAACCUCGAAGGCCCUGCCAGCAACAGUGGCAGCAACGCAACGACCAACUGGAGAGGAACGACAACGUAGCUCCCAUCGAGGACAACGGUGACAACGGCGGCGACUACGGCGGCUAUGGCGAUCAGAACGACGACGGCAACUACGGAAACCAGGACCACGACGACGUUUUGGAAGGUCAUCAGGACGUGGACUACAACGGAGGAGGCCAGGGCCACGGCAACUACAGAGGCCAGAACGAGGACAACUUCGAAGGUCAGGACAACGGUGACAACGGCGUCGUCUACGUCGAUCAGGACGACGACGGUGGCUACGGCGGUCAGGACGACGACGGCGGCUACGGCGGUCAGAACGACGACGAAAAAUACGCAGACCAGGACCACGACGAUGUUUUGGAAGUCCAGGACGUGUACUACGGAGGAGAAGGCCAGGACCACAACAACUACAGAGGCCAGGACGACCGCGGAGAGUACCAAGAGGACGAGACGCAAGACAUGUUUGCAGAUUAAUGGGUUUUUCUUAUUUACAUUACUAUGCAUUUAAUUUAAUAUUUUUUCAGGUUGAACGCUCGUUCACAUUUUUUACAAAUUUUUCUUUUUUUACAUUUAACUUUUUUUAUAUUUCAUAUUUAAUGUAGUCUUAAAAAAUGUUAACGAGCGUUGGAGGGGCUGAUUGCUGUGGUUGAGCCUCACACGAGAGGGGCGAGGAGAGGGGCCCCUCUCACUCACUCUAAAAAAUAAUAUACAAAUCACGACAAAUGGAAUUUUAUUUUUUCAGGUCCCUCUUCUAAAUCAUCGACAAGGCAAGGAUACGAGGUCCCUUACACAUGGACAACAUUGAAAUAAGAUAAGUAUAAUCGCAUCAAUUUAUAUUUUUAUCUUUUUAUAAAUGUUUCUUUUUGAAAAUUUUUCUCGUUUCAGGAGUAGCAAGGACAACGGCAGAGUCAAUAAGACGAAUAACAUCAGGCAAUCACCCUUAUAAUUGUACAUACACCUGCAACUACUACCUUAGUGCUUCAAGGAUCAUCAGAGGAGAGGAAACCGUAUCCUCGGUUCAAUUAUCCUUGGAACACUGUUCUUCAUUUUCAGGAACCAAAGGACUAUAGGCAGCAGGACUAUGAGCAAGCAAUUAACAGGAAGAAAAAAUUCAAAUACGUGUUUUGAUAUAUAAUUAUUGUAAUUAUUAUGUAUUACAUUUAUUAAUAUGUAUAUUCCAGAAAUAAAUUUUGAUUAUUUUAUUAAUAAUAGUUUAUUUUUAAUUUUAAUAACAAAAAUAAAUCCGCAUACAUCCGGUGCGCGUGCUCAAAAUAAAAAUUUCAUUUUGCAAAAUGCCGGCACAAUGCGCGCAUAUAAUGUGCAAAAUGCCCGCAUAUUUGCAGCACGACUGUAGCGUACCCUGAGCAUUGCGUGCGGGCACAGCGCUCUGGCACAUGCUCGUCAUAUGACGGUCAAAAGCCGGGGCACCUGGCAAUCUCGCGUGCGGCAUGAAUGUCGUCGUGUUGCCGUCAUUGUGCCGAGCCUUGCGGUUUGGGGGGGUUGUCAAAAAAGAGAUGUUUGUUUCCGAAAAACCCAUGUGUGUCAAAGUGUGCCAAAGUACAGCAAAUUUCCGAAUUUGAACACUUUGGCACAUUUUGUCACAGUAUGGCACACUUUGGCACACUUUAGCAUACUUUGCCACACUUUGGCACACCCAAUUAUUUCCACUAGGGUAUAAUGAUCAUUACUUAUAACUUUAAUUCAAUUAAUCAUAUUACUUAUUAGAGAAACUAUUUUCUUAAGAUUUUUGCUGUUUUAAAAGGUGAUACAUAACCUAACUAUCCUCGAGAUAGAGACAGCUCGCCGAGACCUGCCAAAACUACCAGUGCCCUCUCGCUGUUUUUACUGAAAAGUCGCUACUGUGGUGACGCUAAUAGCCCAGUAAAAUUAGCUGUGAAAUCGCCCUGCGGUAGAAGUGGCUGCAUUUUGGAUAUUUGGUAAUUCGGGGUCGAAAAAGCCGAUUCUGAAAUUUGCAGCUUCCUAGAAUGAGGGGUUCUAUGCGAAAACAGCAUGCAAAAGUUAUUUUUGCUCAUAUCUCGAGAUCGGCUUGACCUAUGAGAAAAUGGCUGGUAUCAAUGGAAAGAGCGUUAAAUUUUGCAUUGAAAACGAUUUUUUAAUCGAAUCCGAUGAGCGCAAAGUUCCGAGAUAAUUAAUGAAAAAGAAAUUUGCUUGGUGUAGAGGCAGGGGAGGGGAGUGAGCAGACGACAUGGCCGCCGCCGCUCUCUCCGCGCGCAGCGGUGGGACGGCGGGAACCGAGCCGCGUUUGAAUGCGUCAUGCGAAAAUAUGAUUUUUGAUUUCGCGGCGACACCCGGAAAACUUAUUGUAUGAACUUUUU